This is a messenger RNA of Triplophysa rosa, 1525 nucleotides long. RefSeq lists its product as uncharacterized. The record is from RefSeq and is a predicted model, not a curated record. The transcript is spliced from 10 exons. Gene Ontology annotation, cellular component: dendrite; kinetochore; cytosol. The coding region runs from base 65 to 1198 and encodes 377 amino acids. NCBI's taxonomy places the organism in Eukaryota, Metazoa, Chordata, Actinopteri, Cypriniformes, Nemacheilidae. Gene Ontology annotation, biological process: establishment of localization in cell; mitotic cell cycle checkpoint signaling; mitotic sister chromatid segregation.
UGCUUUUGUUCAUUGGUCAAAGUUUGGACCAAUCAGCAAAGAGCGGGAAAGUUUCAAAACAGAAAUGGCGUCGGAGAGAAUCGAGGCACUGAUGGAAAGGACUGAUCUUGCCGUCGUAAGGUCAUGCAACACCACCGAACUGCAAGAAAUAGGAGAGGGAGAAAUUAUGACUCCUUAUCUCAGGGACUGCAGACGCAAACAGAAGCAUAUAUUGCAUCAGCUGUGUGUAGUGGAUGACAUGGUAAAGCUGCUGGCAGGUCUAGAGUCUGUGGACCAACUACUAAAUGAGCCAUGUCCCCAAAACCCAGGGAACGAUGAUUGUGCUGCAUGGAAGGCUUUAAAAGCAGAAUAUCAGGACAGAGUUCAGGAGGUGGAGGAGGCGAUCGGCACCUUUCAGCUCUGCAUGGAGGCGCUUCAGGGUAAACGGCAGAAACUGGAGACUCUACUGUCCACACUGCAUAAAAAGAAGGAGUGUGAAGAGAAAGAGAGAAUCACAGCUAAAAGAAAUCAGAGAGCCGAGAAACAAAUCAGCUUUCAGCUGGAGGAUUCCUUACAGGCAGCUCUGAAUGUCUUGAAUGCAUGUGAUCUGCGUCUGUCUAAUCUCCAGGAUGAGGUUAAUAAGCAGCAGGAGCGUAUUAAUGAAUGGACAUUACGGAAGGAUGGUUUGCAGAUGUUGGUCAGAGGGGUGCAGAGAAAUGUGCAGUACAGGCUGUUGUCAGUCAGCCCCUCGGAGCUGUGCCUGGAGCUCCUGCCUCGUGCUGCUGAGAAAUCACUUGAACCACUGCGUGUCUCCAUCACCAUGACAACCGACGACCACUUCCAUCUUCAGGUGUUUCAGGGAACUGCUGGCCUUGUAGAACAGGCGACAGAAGGUCAACUCAGAAAAGUGAGUACUGCUUUGGUGGAGGUGAUAGAGCGGUACAUUAGUCAAGGAGAGAUGCUUUCAGAGAUUCAGGCUCUGCACUCAAGGUUGGCAAUUGAUUGGUGUCCGGCUGAAAGGCUUCUCAUCUUUCUGAAGACUGCGACCACAGUGUGUCACCUGAGGGUUGGGGAGGGUUACCCAUCACAUGGCCGAGCUACUCUGCUCUCUGUGAGAAAAGAUGGCAAUCUUCUUGAUAUCGCCAGUCUGCAGCCGCCAGAGAAACAUCCUGUCCUGACUGAGUGGCUUGAGUUUCUCUCUUCCAAUCCUAACAUCUGAUGUCACUUAAUACUCCUACUCAAACCCACAUUCAGGGAGGAAACCAGGAGUGCCAGCCGAUGAGUCACACCUGAGUCAGGCAUCUGGACUCUACAGUUGUAUUCUAGAUUUAUGUAUGUAUGUUUGUAGUUUGUCUGUGUUAAUAUUGUGCCAUGUCUCAGUAAGGAAAUACAUUCAAACUUGCUAUAGGGUAAAUCUGAGCCUAUUAAUAUUCUAAUUGGUGUUUUUUUGUCUUUAAUUACCAAUAAACUUUUAGUCAGUAAUUACACAUACAAAUGUAUAAAUAUUGAACUACCCUUGUAAAUAAAUUACUACUGUAAUUAAAUU